GUGCGCAGCGCCAGUUCGUCCUCAGUGCAGGGCAACGCGGAGGGUGCGUGUGUCUGUCUGUCUUCGGUCGCGGUCUCUUGUCUGCCGUCUCCAGCGGCGCUCACCGUCGGAGAAGAGAGUGAACUCUGCCAACCCACCCCGCCACCAGCAUUAACACCGGGUUAAGGGCUACAAUGGAGGCUGUUGUUCGCCGUUGCCCAUUCCUUUCACGAGUGUCUCAGACUUUUCUUCAAAAUGCUGGCAAGUCACUGAUCUAUUAUGCACGACAUUGCCCUGUGAUGAUGAUGAGGGCGGGAGUCAAGCCUGAAGUGCGUACCGUAGCAACCUCAGCUGCUCACUGUCAACAGACCAAAGAAACAACACCAGUGAAUGAAAAACCUAGUAGUUCGACUCCAGCUCCAAGUGCCGCCGGACCCCAGCUUCCACCGGGGCACCCAGUCCCUAGUGCUGGACAGGCUGCCGCUUCUAAAUGUCCAUUCCUUGCUGCUGAGAUGAGCCAUGGCAAGAGCAGUGUUGUUCGCAAGGCCAGUGAAGAACUUUCUGAGGAUGUGCAACAAAUGCACACAAUGAGAGAGGAAUUGUCUGUUAAUCCAACUGCAGACAACAUUAAAACAGCCAAUGGACAUGAUAAAGAUGGCCUAUUGAAAACUCUGCAUGGGACGGUGAAGCAAAAGCCUGCAGUUUCUCAUCUCCUUCAGGACAAUAUACCAAAAUCAGUUCCAGCUUUCAAAUAUGAUGGAUUCUUUGAAAAGAAGAUUGAUGAGAAGAAAACUGAUCACACUUACCGUGUUUUCAAAACGGUGAAUCGUCGGGCUGACGUUUUUCCAAUGGCAGAUGACUACUCUGAUUCCGUGAGCGUCAAGAAAGAAGUUUUUGUUUGGUGCAGCAACGAUUACCUUGGAAUGAGCCGCCAUCAACGUGUUGUAGGGUCCAUAAUGGAUACCCUUCGGUGCCACGGUGCUGGAGCUGGUGGAACCAGAAACAUUUCAGGAACGAGCAAGUUCCAUGUUGAUUUGGAAACUGAAUUAGCUGAUCUCCAUGGCAAAGAUGCAGCACUGCUGUUUUCAUCAUGCUUUGUAGCAAAUGACUCUACCCUUUUUACAUUGGCCAAAAUGCUUCCAGGAUGUGAAAUCUACUCUGACGCUGGAAACCAUGCUUCCAUGAUUCAAGGAAUCCGGAACAGCAGAGCUCCAAAAUUUAUAUUUCGCCACAAUGACGUUAAUCAUCUGCGGGAACUACUGAAGAAGUCAAACCCAGCCACCCCAAAGAUUGUAGCUUUUGAAACCGUCCAUUCAAUGGAUGGUGCAGUCUGUCCAUUAGAGGAGAUGUGUGAUGUAGCACAUGAAUAUGGUGCAAUAACUUUUGUUGAUGAAGUCCAUGCAGUUGGUCUAUAUGGUCCACGUGGUGGAGGGAUUGGCGAUCGUGAUGGUGUCAUGCAUAAAAUGGAUAUAAUAUCUGGAACAUUGGGAAAAGCGUUUGGUUGUGUGGGAGGCUACAUUGCCAGUACUGCAUCUCUUGUAGACACUGUCCGGUCCUAUGCUGCUGGCUUCAUCUUUACUACCUCACUUCCGCCAAUGUUACUGUCUGGUGCUUUGCAGUCUGUUCAAGUCUUGAAAAGCGAGGAGGGAAGAGCACUACGCCGUCGGCAUCAACGAAAUGUAAAACACAUGCGUCAGUUACUUAUGGAUGCUGGUUUACCUGUGGUCCACUGCCCGAGUCACAUCAUCCCAGUCAGAGUUGCAGAUGCUGCUAAAAACACUCAGAUCUGCGAUGAACUGCUGAGUAGAUACAACAUUUACGUACAAGCUAUCAACUACCCCACUGUUGCGCGUGGUGAAGAGCUCCUGCGUAUUGCCCCAACUCCUCAUCACACUCCUCAGAUGAUGAAUUAUUUUGUUGAAAAACUGUUGCUUACGUGGAAGGAGGUUGGAUUGGAGUUGAAGUCCCACUCCUCAGCUGAAUGUAACUUCUGCCGAAGACCCCUCCACUUUGAGGUGAUGAGUGAAAGGGAAAGAUCCUACUUCAGUGGAAUGAGUAAUCUGAUAACUGUGAAUGCCUAACAUGGAUCUGUCUCAGUUUGGACUGUCCAUGUGUUAGAAUUUACUGUUGAAACCAUAUUGUAUGUUUUUAUAGAAACUAACUACAUAUUUAAUAAGAUUAUUUCUGUAGUACAUAAAAAUCUAAAUUUAAAAAAA
Messenger RNA from Hypanus sabinus (Atlantic stingray), 2195 nucleotides. It is a transcript of the gene alas1, whose product is annotated as aminolevulinate, delta-, synthase 1. Gene Ontology annotation, biological process: heme biosynthetic process; erythrocyte development; hemoglobin biosynthetic process. The coding region runs from base 174 to 2060 and encodes 628 amino acids. The record is from RefSeq and is a predicted model, not a curated record. Gene Ontology annotation, molecular function: pyridoxal phosphate binding; 5-aminolevulinate synthase activity. The transcript has 11 exons. Lineage: Eukaryota; Metazoa; Chordata; Chondrichthyes; Myliobatiformes; Dasyatidae. Gene Ontology annotation, cellular component: mitochondrial matrix; mitochondrion.